Molecule: messenger RNA, 2052 nt
Organism: Agrilus planipennis (emerald ash borer)
Lineage: Eukaryota; Metazoa; Arthropoda; Insecta; Coleoptera; Buprestidae
Gene: kn
Product: transcription factor collier
Exons: 15
Coding region: 191-1972 (593 amino acids)
Biological process (GO): regulation of transcription by RNA polymerase II
Molecular function (GO): DNA-binding transcription factor activity, RNA polymerase II-specific; RNA polymerase II cis-regulatory region sequence-specific DNA binding
Source: RefSeq, a predicted model, not a curated record
ACCAGCAGUCAAAACGCGGUCCGACGAUAGUGGCGGUUCCGCGGAUCGCGGGGUUGGUGGGGGUGGCUAUCCGUCGGCGUCACCGUGGCCAGCCCUGUCGCUUCCCGCACCGGCCGACCUGGACCCUGUAGCGGCCGCGUGGGGUCGAAAACUGUACCCCGGUUCGGGUGGACCCACUCGACCCGGGCUAAUGUUCGGACUGCACCAUCACCAAGAUGCCACUGCCGGUUUACACCAUCAUCAUCAUCAUCAGCCUAGGGGACCCAGUCUCAAAGAGGAACCUCUUACCGCCGCUCGGUCCUGGAUGAGUACUUCUAUUCAGGACCCGAAUGCAAUUGGUGUCGGCAGGGCCCACUUUGAAAAGCAACCACCGAGCAACCUUCGGAAAUCCAACUUUUUCCAUUUCGUCAUCGCUUUAUACGACAGAGCCGGACAGCCAAUUGAAAUUGAAAGGACAGCCUUCAUUGGAUUUAUUGAAAAGGAUCAGGAAGCAGACGGACAAAAGACAAAUAAUGGUAUCCAAUAUAGAUUACAACUUCUUUAUGCCAAUGGUGUAAGGCAAGAACAAGAUAUUUACGUAAGACUGAUCGACUCAGUGACAAAACAGGCCAUCAUAUACGAGGGUCAGGACAAAAAUCCAGAAAUGUGCAGAGUGUUGCUUACACACGAAGUUAUGUGUAGUCGGUGUUGUGACAAAAAAAGCUGCGGAAACAGAAAUGAAACUCCGUCAGAUCCUGUGAUAAUAGAUCGAUUCUUCCUCAAAUUUUUCCUCAAAUGCAAUCAAAACUGCCUCAAAAACGCCGGUAAUCCAAGAGAUAUGAGGAGGUUUCAGGUCGUCAUAGCAACGCAAGUGUCCGUAGAGGGACCAUUAUUGGCCAUCUCUGACAACAUGUUCGUCCAUAACAAUUCCAAGCAUGGACGAAGGGCGAAACGGCUCGAUCCUUCCGAAGGCCUCUAUCCACCCUUACCUGUAGCAACACCAUGCAUUAAAGCCAUAAGUCCAAGCGAAGGUUGGACUUCAGGAGGUUCCACAGUCAUCAUCGUUGGAGAUAAUUUUUUCGAUGGUUUGCAAGUUGUAUUUGGUACAAUGCUGGUGUGGAGCGAGCUCAUAACUCCCCAUGCAAUACGAGUUCAAACGCCUCCAAGACACAUUCCCGGUGUAGUGGAGGUAACAUUAUCAUAUAAAUCAAAGCAGUUCUGCAAAGGAGCUCCGGGAAGGUUUGUUUACGUCUCUCUGAACGAGCCGACCAUCGAUUACGGAUUCCAGAGGUUGCAGAAGUUGAUUCCUCGACACCCAGGUGAUCCCGAAAAAUUGCCUAAGGAGAUAAUCCUAAAGAGGGCGGCCGAUUUAGCGGAAGCUCUUUACACGAUGCCCCGAAACAAUCAGUUGGCGCUGGCCGCUCCUCGAUCACCUACGAUGGGCAAUAACGGAAUGACCUCAACCUUUAACACUUAUACAGGGCAACUUUCAGUUAGUGUACAGGACAACGGAAACGGUCAGUGGACAGAAGAGGAGCAGUAUGGAGGUCGGGCGCAGAGCAGUAGCGUCUCGCCACGCGGAGGCGGCGGUUACUGUUCGAGCACGUCAACCCCACAUUCGUCUUCGACGGGGGGUGGCGGAGGCGCUUCGAAUUACGGGGGCUCCGGGGGAAUGAACGGGUAUGGGGGCGCAACGCCGACAAGCAACAGUAACGGCAGCUCACAUCAAGUUAGUAUGCAGCUACCCGGUUCACCAUCUUCGGCUGCCGCCGCCGCCGCCGCCGCUGCGGCCGCCUCCGGUCUCUUCAAUGGCACCUCAAUUUCGGCCGAGCAAGCAAGUCACCAGUAUUUUGCUACUCACAGCAGCAAAGGGGACAAGGAGAAAAGCGCGUUCGCCCCGGUGCUAAGGGGCAAUUCCCCCAUUCAUCCACCGGGUCCCGCGCUUUUCCACCACCAACCCGUUUCUGGCUGGCAUCAUCUUGCAGUUCAGUGAAUGGGUCUUGUUCCAUCACCAUUUGCUUCAAUGAAUCCAUUCGCCUUACCGACUUGUAGUGCUCAAAAUUAUGUAAACAC